GAUGACUUUCUGUCAAACUAUUAAUGUCAAAAAAUAAAUAAAUAUUUUGAUUUUGCAUUUUGCAAGGUUUGAAGGUUUAAAAAUGAGUAUCAAUCCAAUUCUUUUGCAAAAAUCUAUAAGAGAUAAUGCAGCCGACCUGCAUGAUUUUUCAAAAGAUCUAAAAAGUUGGGGUGAAGAAAUGAAACGCAAGGAAGAAGCCAUGAAAAAUGAUAAGGCAUCUCUUAAUUCAAAAACUGUAAACAAAGAUCCUAAAAGCACUAAAAAGUUGAAAGUUAAUGAAAAAUUGAAAAAACCAGCUACAAGGCUUGGAGCCACAGAUUAUGCAGCAUGGGAUAAAUUUGAUGCUGAUGCUGAGCUUGAGAGAUUAGAAGAAGACAUUCCUGAUGACUCGGAUUUAACAGAUGAAUGCAAUGAUAAUAUGAUAGAUGAAUCUAUUGUAGCGAAGGAAAAGGGCAACCAAUUUGUUAAAAGUCAAAAGUGGGAAGAAGCUAUAAAAUGUUACACAAAGGCUAUUAAAUGUUACUCAUAUGAUCCUAUAUUUUAUGCAAACAGGGCUCUUUGUUAUUUAAAACUCAAUAAGUUUGAAGAAUGUGAGAAAGACUGCGACCUCUCAAUAAAAUUGGAUGACACUUACGUAAAGGCGUACCAAAGAAGGGCAGCUUCUAGAAUAAAACUUAGUAAAUUCGAACAUGCUGAAGUGGAUUUAAAGAAAGUACUGAUAUUAGAACCGAAAAACAAGGAGGCAAAAGCUGAAUUAGACAAACUGUCUAUACUUUUGAAAAGAAAUGUAGAUGUAGCUGAUCAAAGACCUAUCUCAAAAUUUACUGCAUCCAGGAACAAAUCAAAUAGCUCAAACUUAAAACCCUUUAUGCCAAUUUAUAAGCCUCCAAAGGAUAAAGAGGUUAGCAACGAGUUACCACAACAAAUAAUUGAUGAUAGUACACCUAUUCCACAUUGGGUCUCAGAUCCAGAAAUAAUUGAAGUGAAACCAGUUAAAAAACCUCCUCAUUUGAGAUCAAAAAAACCUCUUAAACGGAUAAAGAUAACUGAAAUUGAUAAUACUAACACAAUCCUUGAUGUGUCUAAACCAGUAAAUAAAGAAGCUGUUAAAGAGCAUGUGUUAGAGAAGAAAGAAAAUAAUAACAAACAAGAAUCUGUUACCACAAGAUCAAUAUCAGCUUUUAAAAAAGAUAGAAAAGUAAAAUUCGUCCAAGAGGUCGAUAAUUCUUUGAACGAAUCUCAAGAAUCUCACAACCAAACAUUGCAUUCUACUAAAGUAGUAAAAAAUGUUAAUUCUGAAUCAAUAACGAAGCCUGAACCUAAUUUGCAUCACCUCAAGAUAGAAGAUCUGAAUGUAAUCGAAAAGAUCAAUCCUAUUAUAAGUACAGCUAAAGAUGUUAAAAAUUCGGUUAAUGACACUAAAAAACUUAUAGAAAACAAUGAACUAAACACGAGCUUCAAGUGUCCAAAAAACGCUGUACAAUUUUAUACGAGUUGGAAAAACUUCAGAACUACCGAAGAGAAAUAUACAUACCUCAAGUUGAUUGAUUGUCAGGAUAUUCCCAAAAUAUUUUUAAAUUCUUUAGAUAGUGCUGUAUUUAGUAAUAUAUUAGAAGUUUUAGUCAAACAUUUUAUAGGAAACAACGACAAAUUGUAUGACAUUUUAUAUUCGUUUACGGAAGUAAAGAGGUUUAGUGCCAUAACCAUGUUCUUGAGUGGAGAGGAUAAAAGCAAUGUAUGGAAAUUAUUGGAUCACAUUAAAGAAUGCCAGGAACGAGAAAAAGACGACGUUGACAAAUUAAUAGCUAAAUACGAACUUUAGAUUAGUUUGCAGCACAACGCACCUUCAGCAUGUUCUAAUUUAUGUAAACAUUAUUUAGGUCUGUAAUCUUUUUCUCAUAGGCAUCUUUCAGUACGUCACAGUUUUUCGAUUUCUUUCUAACGCAUUAAAUUGUAUGUGACAGAAAAAAAGGCACGUCCGUGAUUACAGACAUUUAUAACAUUUAUUCUAAUUGUUGAUAGAUGGCGCUAUAAUCGAAAUAAAAUUAUUUACGAAUUAUAUAAUAUAUCUACGAAUAUAGUCUGUACAAUUUAUAAGACUAUACAAAUCAAAGAAAAUACCAUUUUAUAAAUGCAAUAAACACAAUUGAUUUGUUUUUAUGCCAAAUUGUAAAUAAAAUGUGAAAACUGGGAGAUUUAACUAAAAUGUCAUGUUAGAAUAAAUGUGUAUUAUCACGGACCUACCUGUUUUUCUAUCAUCUGUGACGCACUGAAAAAUGCCUAUGAAAAGGACCAUAGCACGUUUCUUACAUAUUUUAGGUUUUCAAAGGUUUUUAUAUUUAUAAUAUGUUGAUGUAAUUGUGAAAAUUUAAUAAAGUUAUAAAAAGA
This is a messenger RNA of Diabrotica virgifera virgifera (western corn rootworm), 2388 nucleotides long. RefSeq names its product RNA polymerase II-associated protein 3. Lineage: Eukaryota; Metazoa; Arthropoda; Insecta; Coleoptera; Chrysomelidae. The transcript has 6 exons. The coding region runs from base 83 to 1822 and encodes 579 amino acids. Gene Ontology annotation, molecular function: protein binding. The record is from RefSeq and is a predicted model, not a curated record.